AAAGUCGUCCACAAAUCACCCAAAAAAUCGGUGCGAGCAGUGCGCAUCCAGGUUCCCCAAAAGUGUUUCCGAAUUUUACGUUCGUUUUAUCUAAGUUUUGUACAUAAAAUCGUUACGUAGUGUUACUUCCAAUAUCCGGAAAUGAGUUUCAAAUAUGAAUGCGGAGAUUUCUCACAAUUUCAGGAACAACUGAAGAAAAUGCGGGACCUGGACGAUAAAAUCAUCUACGCGUUGAACACAUCACUACCGACGGAAUCUUUCAAGGGCCAGGUCAAUCCGGAGGCCAAAUGCCGCGAACUGCACAAACAGCUGAACGCGGGCUAUGGAGACCGGCAGGAGGCGAUCAAGAAGUGCAUCCUGGUGUGUGCCGAUAGCGUCAAGCAGUUGAAGGAGAAGCGCGAAGAGAGCCGGGACGAUGUUGCACUAAACAAGCAGUUUAAGACUGAACAAAGGAAGCUACGAUUACUGCAGGCUGAACUCAGCGUCGAAGACAUCAUCCGGGAACGCACACAGAAAACAUUCCGGGAACGAUGCCGUCUGUUCGUAAACUUUGAUACACUGUAGAAAUCAUGGGGCACUGUGUGCGCACCUUAAGCUCAUUUCCGUUUGGGCAGCGAAUCGCAAAGACACAUCAGCUGAAGUCAUCCGCAAUAUUCGAAACCGGGAUACCUACUAAAGAGAGCAUGAGAGAGAGUUUACGCAGCAGGAACGCAUUUACCGAGAACCGAGCCGCCUAGGGGGAAGAAUGGGGUUCGCUCAACGAAUCAAACAGCGAAACGCUGCAAAACAAAGUCUGUUUUUAGUUUUUUUUUGUUAGUAAGAAGAUCGCAAAGUUUUUGAAGAAGAGAAGGUCCGUAAAUUUUUAUUACAUCUGUUAUAGCGUAUAGAAAGCAUACAAACCAAUGGAAACCUCGUGAAUGAAACUUGAAUCGAAAUUCAGUUCCAUUGUAGCAAGUAAAUAUAGAGGAAAAACAAUAAACACUUUGAAAUUGAAAA
Messenger RNA from Aedes albopictus (Asian tiger mosquito), 996 nucleotides. RefSeq names its product protein MIX23 (gene Ccdc58). The transcript has 3 exons. The record is from RefSeq and is a predicted model, not a curated record. Gene Ontology annotation, cellular component: mitochondrion; mitochondrial intermembrane space. Lineage: Eukaryota; Metazoa; Arthropoda; Insecta; Diptera; Culicidae. Bases 142 to 564 code for a protein of 140 amino acids.